AUGUGGUCUUACCUGUUUGGCACAGGUGCAACGAGCAAGAAUAAGGAUGCCCCCAAAAAAGCGAUUCUAGAUCUACGGGAGCAUAUAACACUACUGGGGAAGAAAGAAGCACAUUUGCAAUCACAAGUAACCGUACAAGAACAAUCAGCUCGGCAGCAACUGGCGAAAAACAACAAAGUAGGAGCUAAAAAUGCGUUGAAACGAAAGAAAACGUAUGAAUCGCAGUUGGUGAAGAUUCAGGCACAAAUGGAUUCGCUCGAGCAACAGCUGUAUUCGAUCGAAUCUGCGAAUCUGAACCUGGAGACUAUGAAGGCGAUGAAACAGGGUGCUUCUGCAAUGAAAAACAUCCAUAAGGGCAUGGAUAUUGACAAAGUGGACGAAACUAUGGACGAAAUUCGAGAACAGGUGGAAUUGGGCGAAGAAAUUUCCGACGCCAUCUCUAGACCCUUGCAUGCGGGUGCAGAAGUGGACGAAGACGAAAUCGACGAAGAAUUGGAAGCUUUGGCUGCUGAAAACGUGAAACAAGAAGUGAUACCACCGCAAAAACUGCCCUCAGUUCCCCAAGACAAAGUCAGGGAGUGGCAACCGCCGCAGAAGGCCCAGGGAGAAGAACAAGAAGAAGAGGACGAAGAAGAAGACGAGGAUGAACGGGCGUUACGCGAGUUGCAAGCAGAAAUGGGUUUAUGA
Molecule: messenger RNA, 687 nt
Organism: Lachancea lanzarotensis
Lineage: Eukaryota; Fungi; Ascomycota; Saccharomycetes; Saccharomycetales; Saccharomycetaceae
Gene: SNF7
Product: LALA0S08e06040g1_1
Exons: 1
Coding region: 1-687 (228 amino acids)
Biological process (GO): late endosome to vacuole transport via multivesicular body sorting pathway; vesicle budding from membrane
Cellular component (GO): ESCRT III complex; cytoplasmic side of plasma membrane; multivesicular body
Source: RefSeq, a predicted model, not a curated record